AUGAAAAACAACCCUGACUUAGAGAAAGACUAUAUAUUUAAUAAUUUAGUCAAAAGAGACAAACAAGAAAGAAUGCCGGGCUUCAAACUUCAGAAAGGUGACAAAGUAAAAAUAGAAAUACCUAAACGCGACCCAUAUGAAAAUACUAUUGACUAUGACAACAAUGGGAACUCGACAGGUACUCACAUUCGUGUUCGUAAAAAUAGAAGAAAGUAUACAAGAGAAUAUUAUGAAGUUUUAGGCAAACAUGGCAAAAUGUACACACUGCAAGCAGAAGAUAAAACUACUAUUGUCAGACCUCGUUUCAAACUUGUCAAAGUUCAAGGUGGUAUACUUUCAAAGACAGUUCCUAACAAAUAUAAGACAACUCCUGACGAAUAUGCUAAAGAAGUUGAAAAUGACGACUAA
Molecule: messenger RNA, 408 nt
Organism: Trichomonas vaginalis G3
Lineage: Eukaryota; Parabasalia; Trichomonadida; Trichomonadidae
Exons: 1
Coding region: 1-408 (135 amino acids)
Source: RefSeq, a predicted model, not a curated record